Messenger RNA from Sordaria macrospora k-hell, 1815 nucleotides. RefSeq lists its product as uncharacterized. NCBI's taxonomy places the organism in Eukaryota, Fungi, Ascomycota, Sordariomycetes, Sordariales, Sordariaceae. Gene Ontology annotation, molecular function: histone acetyltransferase activity. Gene Ontology annotation, cellular component: SAS acetyltransferase complex. The record is from RefSeq and is a predicted model, not a curated record.
AUGGCUACGAGCACAUCCGUGACCCGCUCGCGACGAGCUGAAGGUCUGCGUCAUCCGCAUUCGAGCAACACUGUCACCUACCGGUCGCACUCGUCACCGCAGAACCACGCCGCCCACGCCCAACACCCGCUCGCGAACGCGAAGCCCGAACAGUCCCCAUCCCCAAUCAAGCAGAACACGGCCACCACUACCACCACCACAACCCAUCAACGCAACAAGCGAUCGCUUGAGCCCACCACUGCCCGAGAAUGUGAUCCAGUUGCUCCCAAAAAGGCUCGAUACGAGUUUGCCGUCGAGAUACCCGCCCGGCCGUCAUUUCGUCAGUCGACUUCAAUUGAGUCGCGCGACGCGAAGGCCCCGACACCAGCCCCUAACCCGAAGCCUGUCGUCACUGUCACUGCGGCACCAAAGCCCCCAAAUCCCUCGCGUGCCCCUCCCACCACUGGUGCAAAACCCAGCACAACUGCCACCAAACAACCAUCGGGCCUUACAAGACACCAAGAAAAAGUUGUCAAUGGCUUGAAGCACGAAUUGAGCAGGUUGAACCCCAAUGCUGCCGACACCAUCAAGGAGGGCGGUCGCAAAUUACGAUCGCAGGAAGGCACUCGCUUCAAGAGCGAGUUGGCCGCCUACUUUCCCGACUAUGAUGAGGUAAUCGGCAACGAUCCCAAGGAACAGCAUCUCUUAAAUCUUGACACCCCGAUUGUCAUUGGCAGCACCUAUCUCCCUGUGACUCAUGAAUCUACCCCGGUCGCUCAACCGGGCGGCUUCCAGCCUCGUCCGAUCGAAUCCUAUCCCAUCCGAGGCUACGGCGAUGCCCUGUUUACCGAUCUCUACGAUUCCCAGACCAUCAACUUCAGCUUCUUGGAAACCCAACACAAGGGCAAAGCAGCCUUGAAGGAUGACCCGUUGCCGGAUUCGCUCUACGAAACGGCCCACAAAAAAGCAGAACGUUUGGAACGCUCAAUACGGAACUCGGAAAAGGGACGAGCUCAACAUGAGAAGGACCAAAUUGUCCGACUGCUGGAUGCCUUGCAGGGCCAUGACUGGCUGCGGGUAAUGGGCGUCAGUGGAAUCACAGAAGGUCGUAAGAAGCAGUUCGAGCCUGCGCGAGAGCACUUCAUCAAAGGCUGCCAAGCCAUCUUGGAAAAGUUCCGGAAAUGGGCGGCCGAAGAGAAGCGCAGAAAACGGAAAAAGGACCGAACAACCAAUGCCGACAGCGGCGGAAAGGGCGGCAAGGGCGGCAAGUCUGGCGGCAAGUCUGGCGGAAAGGCCAACGGAAAGGUCAACAAGCCGCAAGGCGGAGGGAAGAACGGAAAGCGUAAGCACGAGGACGCAAAGCAUAAAGUUGAACUUAAGGAUCAUCGAAAAGAUGAGGAUGCGGCCAAGCAUAGGGUUAUUGCUGACAGUGAUGAGGAAAUGGAGGAUCGAGAACAAGACACGGGCGAAUCUGACGGCGACCCACCAGACGAGAGCGACGUCGACGCUUCCAUUGCAAAGCAGCUCCGUGAAGAGGCAAUCGCCGCGGCGAAGAAGAAGCCGUCCAAAAAGGGCAAACGUCCAGCUCCUCCUCCGCCACCGCCCGAACCAGAGCCCGAACCAUACAAAGAGUUUACCUCGUUCUUCAAGAAGCCAUAUCAGCGAGAUGCUGCGCUCAACAAGAACAGGCGAAGGGGCAGAAACGUGCUGGCCUGGGGUCAGCCGGUACCAGAUGGUGAUGAACAAGAAUUCGCGCUCCCGCAGGAUAUCCUGGACGAGGAGACAUUGAAAGCCCACGCAAGAAGAAAGCGUAGGGACAAGAGGGGGAAACAUUGA